AUGGAGCCGGUACAGCCGUCGAAAGAUGAUGCUGCCGUCAAUGCGGAGAAGAAAGAAUCAAUAACCGGUAGUAGGUCGGAUUCCGCACAGGAAGCGAAAAUGCAAAUAUCUAUUACGGCAGUUGAAGCGGUAGGAUUGGUUUGCUGCCUUUUUACUCCUCUUGAUCGCUCUACAGAACAGCAGAUGGCCUACAUGUUUCAGGAAUUCGACUCGCAAGACAUCGACGACAUUGAAGACACUUUUUAUUACAGAAUCGGUCUCAGUAUUCUUCUGCUCACACUGGCAAAUCAAAACGUGGCGAUUCACAAUGGUUAUUACCUGCUUAGUCAUAUGACAAAACUAACUGAUGAUAUCGGACCGAUUAUCGAUUGCAUACAAAGUACCUACGUCGGCCAUUCAAAGCGAUGCGAGUCACUCUUUAACAACAAACUGUGUAUUGAUCAAAAUCAAGGUAAUGUGUUCGUGGAUGGUCAAUGCAUUAACGUUACAGGAAAGGGAACCCGUGUCGAAAGGGCCUAUGGGACGGAAUCUGCCGUUAUCGCUUAUUUAACUUGUAUUUAUGCAGUGUCUUCACAGGUGUCAUCUGGAGUAUGCCAUCCUUAG
Messenger RNA from Cooperia oncophora, 603 nucleotides. The record is from the annotation of a GenBank genome assembly. Lineage: Eukaryota; Metazoa; Nematoda; Chromadorea; Rhabditida; Trichostrongylidae.